Molecule: messenger RNA, 1139 nt
Organism: Zychaea mexicana
Lineage: Eukaryota; Fungi; Mucoromycota; Mucoromycetes; Mucorales; Lichtheimiaceae
Exons: 2
Coding region: 51-1055 (334 amino acids)
Source: RefSeq, a predicted model, not a curated record
CUUUUCUACUCUUUCUUUUUUUAUAUACUGAAGCAUUCCCAACGUCAUCAAUGCAUCAGCAUCAACAAAACCCACCAACGUUACAGAACACGGUCGUCCCUGAAGAAACGGACGAGCAGAUUCAAAGCAUGAUGAGCGAGGAGGAAGAACUCAACGCCACGUCAAGACAUAGGCACAGCACCAACAACAGUAUAAGAAGGAGCCGUCUAUCAGAUAUCAUAUCGCAGCGGAUGCUUAGGCCAUUUUCAGGACACCAAGAACCUACGAAUGGGAUUAGUAGCUUUCACCAACAACAACAGCGCGACAGUGACAACAACUAUUAUCUUGCUCGAGACUCCCGUGUAUCCGCUAACUCGAUGCCACAAUUCCCAUGCGCAGCUAAACGACAAUCAUCCAUAAAGAAGCAACAUCAUCACAGUUUACCACGGUCACCCAGGAUCCCAUCCUCCUUAUCCGACAUCAUGUACUACAGCUGCGACCAAGACAGCAUUACUGAAUUACCCUUGAACAUGGGUGACGACGACUACGACGAUUAUGGAUACCACCACAAAAACGAAAAACAACACGGGAAUACUUUGCACGGCGCAUCGAGUAGUCAGACACUCGUAGCCAUGCCCUCUUACCAGUAUCAUUCUCAGUUCUGCCAUCAUCAUCAACAAUCAGAACCCAAUCAGCAACUACAACCAAACAAGCAACAACGUCAAUCUUGGCGGGUCACUGCAACGGAUUCAAUCUUUUCCUUCUUAUCCGCACCUUCCAAGAUCAGUCGUUCUACAACCCAGCACUAUGUGUUUUCGCCUCCUUCGUUGGCCGAAUUACACGGCAUUGAUAAUAUCACCACAGAGAAAAGGACAAACAAGGGAAAGCCGUCUCAACGCGGCAUAUGUACUACCGUGACAAUUGCUACCGUGAUAAUGGUGAUUUUGUUUUUGUUUGCAGGAUACCCAUUAUCUGUGCACAUUGCAAAGCAACAAAGUGAAAACAAGGGCAACAGCAGCAGCAGCAGUAUCAGCGGAAGCAGCAGUAUCAGUGGUAGCAGUAGUGACAUUAGCUAGUUUUCCUCAACCAUUUAAUUUGUUGAUUCAGCUGGUUUUCCGUCCCCAUUAAUCUUUCACUAUGAAAUGUUUAUUCGAUUAUAC